This is a messenger RNA of Orycteropus afer afer, 855 nucleotides long. RefSeq names its product isoprenylcysteine carboxyl methyltransferase (gene ICMT). The transcript has 5 exons. Gene Ontology annotation, biological process: C-terminal protein methylation. Gene Ontology annotation, molecular function: protein C-terminal S-isoprenylcysteine carboxyl O-methyltransferase activity. The coding region runs from base 1 to 855 and encodes 284 amino acids. Lineage: Eukaryota; Metazoa; Chordata; Mammalia; Tubulidentata; Orycteropodidae. The record is from RefSeq and is a predicted model, not a curated record. Gene Ontology annotation, cellular component: endoplasmic reticulum; membrane.
AUGGCGGGUUGCAUGGCGCGGGCUCCGCCGGGCUCUGAGGCGCGCCUCAGCCUUGCCACCUUCCUGCUGGGAGCCUCGGUGCUCGCGCUGCCACUGCUCACGCGCGCCGGCCUGCAGGGCCGCACCGGGCUGGCGCUCUACGUGGCUGGGCUCAACGCGCUGCUGCUGCUGCUCUACCGGCCGCCACGCUACCAGAUAGCCAUUCGAGCAUGUUUCCUUGGUUUUGUGUUUGGCUGCGGCAUGCUGCUAAGUUUUAGCCAGUCUUCUUGGAAUCACUUUGGCUGGUACAUGUGCUCCCUGUCAUUAUUCCACUAUUCUGAAUACUUAGUGACGGCCGUCAAUAAUCCCAAGAGUCUGUCCCUGGAUUCCUUUCUCCUGAAUCACAGUCUGGAGUAUACUGUAGCUGCCCUUUCUUCUUGGAUAGAGUUCACGCUUGAAAAUAUCUUCUGGCCAGAACUGAAGCAGAUCACCUGGCUGAGUGUCACCGGGCUGCUGAUGGUGGUCUUUGGGGAGUGUCUGAGGAAAGCAGCCAUGUUUACAGCUGGUUCCAACUUCAACCACGUGGUGCAGAACGAAAAGUCAGACACUCACACUCUGGUGACAAGUGGCGUAUAUGCUUGGUUCCGCCACCCUUCUUAUGUUGGGUGGUUUUACUGGAGUAUUGGAACCCAGGUGAUGCUCUGUAACCCAAUCUGUGGCGUGGCAUAUGCCUUGACAGUGUGGCGGUUUUUCCGAGAUCGAACGGAAGAGGAAGAGAUCUCCCUGAUUCACUUUUUUGGAGAGGAGUACCUGGAGUACAAGAAGAGGGUGCCCACGGGCCUGCCUUUCAUCAAGGGAGUCAAGAUGGAGCUAUAA